UACGCCAGUUUGGAAUGCUUCUUCCUUCCACCAUUGCUUGUGAUAUAUAAACAAAUAAAUAUAACAGAUUAAAUGCUUGUGUUGUAAGUAUUAAAUAAUGUUCAACACAAGCAUUUGAAGCGCUAAAGUCCGAGCUUUCCCACAUGACUUGAACGCAGCAAGUCGUUGACGGCCAACGCGGGGGGCGGGGUCCUGUGACGUCAGGGGGUGGAAGAAAACAGCGGAGCAGGAAUCAAAACAAGCGACGGACACGCCUUCGCUCUUAAAGGUUAUAGCAGCUAAUUCCUUAUAACUGCUGCUGUCAGAGCUGCACAAAACCCCGCCUGUCGUCCACGAGGACGCCAAAAACAACAACUCAAAUAGAAAAAUACUGCAAAAACACUGCAGAAAUGGAGUCCACAGAAAUGUCAGGCAGCGUUGACAGCAGCCGUUGAUAGAGGUCGAAAAUAACACUUGACAUCCGAAUCCUUUAAAAUGCCCAACCAGAAGAACAACAAGGGAAAGAAAAGCAAACGCACUAACAGUAGCGGAGAUGAGCAGGAAAAUGGAGCCUGUGCGGUCGCAACAGGAGGCGCGGCCGCGGCGGCUGCACCCAGACACGAGCGCUCAAGUGGUAAGAGAGAGGUCCAGUGUGCGACCCCCCUUGGCUGCAGCUUGGGCCGUCCCAUCGACCUGGAGAAGGAUGACUACCAGCGGGUGCUCUGCAACAACGAGCUCUGCCCUUAUGGCAACUGGAUGCAUCUGCAGUGUUUCUACGAGUGGGAGAGCUCCAUCCUCGUCCAGUUCAACUGCAUCGGCCGCGCACGGUCCUGGAACGAGAAGCAGUGUCGGCAGAACAUGUGGACCAAGAAGGGCUACGACCUGGCCUUCAGGUUCUGCUCAUGCCGCUGUGGCCAGGGCCACCUAAAGAAAGACACCGACUGGUAUCAGGUGAAACGUAUGCAGGAUGACCGCAAGAAGAAGCCAUCUGAGAGGAGCAUGGGCAGGAAUGGGGCCAGUGGUGGGGCGGCAGGGGACGGGCUUUUUGAGGAGCCCAAGAAAAGCAAGCUACCAGGAGGAGCAGUAGGAGGAGGUAAACUAUCCCACAGAGCCUCUAGUCAGGAGUUACCUCGGAGACAAUCAAUGGACCGUCAGAACUCUACAGAGAGAGGAGCAGCAGCCGCAGGAGGAGGACCCUUUUGUCUGGGGCCUCCUCAGAAGUCUCCAUGUGACUCCCCGGGACAGUCUCCUCCAACUGGUUUCCCUUUCUCCCCCACUGCUGUCCUUGGAGCAGGAGGCGGAGGAGCAGGCUUACGAGGUUCCCGUCCACUGGGAGAGUUCCUCAAAUCAGCCGUCCACAUGGACCCGCAGAGGAAACACCUUCUGGUCGGGGGAGCUCUCGGUCGGGGCGGUGGCUGCUCGAUGGGAGCCUCCGGUGGUGGAGCUCACCUCGACCCCGGGUCUGUUCUUUCCCUGCCGCUGUCCUUCGCCCUCCCACUCCACAACAGGCUCACCUCUGGCAGUUUGGGUGACGGCACCCACUCUCACCCAGUGCAGUUCCUGAGGAGGCUGGACCUCUCGGAGCUCCUCACCCACAUCCCUCGACAUAAACUCAACACCUACCAUGUCCGCAUGGAGGACGAUGCCCAAGCAGGCCAGGGAGAAGAGCUGCGCAGGUUUAUCCUGUCAGCCCUCAGUGCAAGCCAGAGAAACAUGGUCAACUGUGCGCUGUGCCACAGAGCGCUGCCUGUGUUUGAACAGUUUCCUUUGGUGGACGGGACUCUGUUUCUCAGCCCUUCACGCCAUGACGAGAUUGAGUAUGACGUCCCCUGCCAUCUUCAAGGCAGGUUAAUGCACCUCUACGCCAUCUGUGUGGACUGUUUAGAAGGCGUCCACAAGAUUGUCUGCAUCAAGUGCAAGUCACGCUGGGACGGGAGCUGGCACCAACUGGGCACCAUGUACACCUACGAUAUACUGGCUGCUUCACCGUGUUGCCAGGCUCGUCUCAACUGUAAACACUGUGGGAAGCCGGUGGUGGACGUUCGAGUUGGGAUGCAGUAUUUCUCUGAGUACAGCAACGUCCAGCAGUGCCCUCACUGUGGCAACCUGGACUAUCACUUUGUUAAACCUUUCUCCUCCUACAAAGUACUCGAGGCUUAUUGACAAAUGCUGUUUAUGCAUGCUAGUUAAGCUGCUUUUGUUCCAAUCUAGGAAAGAUUUUAUUUUUGGGGUCUAAAGGUGGUUUUGUUUUAAAGUUCUCUCUCUCUCGAUUUCUUUUUUAUGUAUAGGAAAAAUAUGACUAGUUAAACAUUUUUUUAAAAAAGUUCCAAGACAGUAUCUCUGCUGUUAGAGAAAAGUGUUGAUAAAGUGUGGAACUGACACAUUAGUCAAACACAUUUAUCUGUGACAAGUGAAUGUAUCUGUAUGCCAAAUUUGCUUUUAUUUUUAUUUUUUACCAAAAACAUAAAAAUAAAUCUUGAAUAAAGCAGAGAAAGUUAUGCAUA
Siniperca chuatsi (mandarin fish) is the source of this 2483-nucleotide messenger RNA. RefSeq names its product hdc homolog, cell cycle regulator (gene heca). NCBI's taxonomy places the organism in Eukaryota, Metazoa, Chordata, Actinopteri, Centrarchiformes, Sinipercidae. The transcript is spliced from 5 exons. The coding region runs from base 475 to 2142 and encodes 555 amino acids. The record is from RefSeq and is a predicted model, not a curated record.